Messenger RNA from Plodia interpunctella (Indianmeal moth), 2478 nucleotides. It is a transcript of the gene Trf, whose product is annotated as TBP-related factor. Bases 272 to 1078 code for a protein of 268 amino acids. Gene Ontology annotation, molecular function: DNA binding; RNA polymerase II general transcription initiation factor activity. NCBI's taxonomy places the organism in Eukaryota, Metazoa, Arthropoda, Insecta, Lepidoptera, Pyralidae. The transcript is spliced from 6 exons. Gene Ontology annotation, biological process: DNA-templated transcription initiation. The record is from RefSeq and is a predicted model, not a curated record.
GUUCAGUUCACUGUUCCAUCUAAUCUUGUGGUUUUUGUUUGUGGCUUGUGCGUGUAAAGUAAAAAGAUGUGUAAAUAAACUAAUUAUUGUAACUAUAAUAAUUUAUUGUAAAAUUUACUUAAAAACCUAUUAGAACUGUGAACUAUGUAACUGCAGUUAUACAAUUUAAUCGUAAACCUAGGGGAGACCAGUGGAAAUCUGAACUAUUAUUUUGUACAAUAUGUGUACAUAAUUUUUUAAGAAAUACAAUUUUUUAUAUUCAUUCCUCAAAAUGGGAUCUCACGAAGUGCAAGGAUAUGAUAAAACUGCUCCUGAGUUGAGUUCUAGUGUGAUUUCUAACAAUAUUAUUGUUCAAACACCAACUCCUCAUACUGCAAUGGAAACUAGUGUCUUCUCGACACCUACUCACGCUGUUGCUCCGUCUCACUCCCGCAUUACUGGAGAUGUGGCUCUUACUCCUACAAACAGUUCAGUUUACACCCCAGUAGCAGUAAAUCCCCACAGUGCUAUGACUGCAUUGACUCCGAUGACUGGUAGGACAAAACCAACUGAAAACAACAUAAAAUUGCAAAACUGUGUGUCUACUGUAAAUCUGGGCUGUGAGCUGAAACUUCUGGACAUAUACUGUAGAACACGAUUUUCAGAAUACAAUCCAGCCAGGUUCGGAGGUGUUGUGAUGAAAAUUUUGGAGCCUCGAGCUACGGCACUUGUGUUUCGCUCGGGGAAAAUCGUCUGCACUGGUGCAAGAAAUGAGCAUGAUUCUUAUGUAGCUGCCAGAAAAUUUGCCAGAAUCAUACAGAAGCUUGGAUUCCCUGCGAAGUUUAUGGAUUUCAAGAUACAGAACUUCAUAGCCACAGCAGACCUGAGGUUCCCAAUCAGAUUGGAAGCUCUACAGCAAGCGCACGGACAGUUCUCUUCAUACGAACCAGAACUAUUCCCCGGCCUGGUCUACAGGAUGGUACGGCCAAGGGUUGUGCUCUUGAUAUUUGUCAAUGGAAAGAUUGUUUUUACAGGAUGGCCUAGUACAGAUAUGGUUGGGGAAGAAAAGAAAAGGAAGGAGCCUAUUACAAGGUGGUAAAACGAGAAAUGAUUUACAUGAAGCUCUGGACAUCAUAUAUCCAAUACUGAGAAGCUAUAGGAAAAGUUAACAAAUACCCAUUUCCUCUGGUUUAUUCAGCGAUACAUUGCCAAUAUAUAUAGCCCAUUUGUUUUUGGUAUUUACAUAAUUUUGACAUUCGUAAUUUUUUUUAUUGAAAUACGCAAUUCAAAAAUCAAAUUCACUGUGCAUUACAAAUUAAUUAUAGAAUUAUUAAAGUACCUACAUAAUGUGCAAAUAUUUUUUUGAAGUGUCAAGUCAAACUGGACUUUUAAGUGUCUAAACAGACAGGGUUUAGUAAUAAUAUUUAUUUGUGAAUUUAUAGAAUGGUUGUUCAUUGACAUAGACCGAGUAUAAUGCAUAAUUUUCCACCAUACAGAUAUGUAAAAAUCAUUUUAAAUCAGCAGAAUGACAGACAAUUAAAUUAUAUUUAUUUUUUUAUUUAGCUUAAACCCUAGUUUUCCCUACACAAUCAACAAAAAUAUUGUUUCACUGCACAUUUAUGCUUUCAUCAAUCAUAUUUUCCGUGCCUGGUGGAAAACACAUACACUCACCAAAAACUCCGACGUGGUUCGCGGCAAGGUUUUUAUUCUAUAUUGUUAUAUCUGCCAUUGUUGCUAGAGAAAACUUAAAUGCUGUUCACAGCAUGUAAAUAUCAAAGUUUUGUGUAUGAUGUUUUUGUUGAAUGUUUUCUGGUGACCUAGUUUAAUUUUAAUAUUAAUAAUUAUACCAGUGUUAGAUGGUAUAAUAUUUACAGGGUUAUUUGUAAAACACAGUAACAUUACAAGAUUUUACAGUUGGCAUUAAAAUAACUAUUGGUUUAGACGUACGCACACAUGCAUGUCACGACAGGACGAUAAAAACUUAAAAAUAUUUUUCAUUCAUAUGACAAAUUUCGAUUUCGAUUUCAAUUUAAAACGGAAUUCUAACACACUAUCGCCGAACCAACAGAUGCCAAUACGAAUAUGUGAACAUUGCGUAAAAAUGAAAACAUUUACCGCAAUGAAAUACCAGCAAUGUAUACUGAAAAGUUCGGCGAACAUCAUACCAUCGCCGAACGUUGCGUUUCGUUUUUAUUUACCGUAAUGAAAAACCAGCAAUGUAUGCCGAAUCCGUUCAAGUACGGCGAAUUUUCCCGCAAUAAUGUGCAGCCGGUAUUAUACGUAACCCUGUUUAGAAUGAAUAUUAUUUUCACUGUAAGGUUGCAAUAUUUCAAUUGAGCUAGAUUUUGUUAUGUUGUACUGUACCUACUUAUAUUUGUGUCUAGUACAUAACCAGGGCUGUAUGCUAUCUUUAGAGGCCUUGAACACGUCACAUAUUUUUACUAUUAUAAUGAAUAAUUAUAUUUAUGUUCGAAAAUUAAUAAAUUAAUGAUAGCAUUA